CUGAAACUGCCAUCUCUCAUCAUCAGAUCUCUCUCUCACUGCCAUGAAAGAACCUCCGCUUUCCCGUCGCAGAAGGCCCUCCACCUCCGCCGCUAACCAAUCCAAGAAGCUCAAACUUCUGAUCAGCUUCAAUGGCGCAUUCCGCCUUCAUCCGCCCACCGGCAACGUCCGCUACGUCGGCGGCGAGACGCGUAUCGUUUCCCUGGAUCGCAACGCCGGCUUCUCUAAGCUUCGGUCCAAGGUUUCGGAUCUCUGCCCUAAUGCAUCCUCCUUUUCCCUCCGGUAUCAAUACCACGAUUCGGAGUCCUCCCGUUCCGAUUCUGAUGAAAGACCUCUGGUCCUGAUCGACUCCGAAGACGACUUCCGAUGCAUGAUCGACGAAUACGAUAAGUUCGUGCGGUACGACGAUCGCGCGAGGCUCCGUGUUUUUGUUUGUACCAAAAGUAGUAUGAACUGCGAGUUUAGAAGGCAGAAUGCUGCAUUCGCUCCUCGUGGGGAACGUGAUGGUUCCUCUGCGGCUAGAUUGCAUGAGACUGUAUAUGGUGGUAAUGGAUUGCCGAACCAACGCUCACCAAUCUCUUCGUUUGGGUUUCUGGAGGUGGCUGUGAAUUUACCGACGACUGUUAAGACUGCUGAAGCGCGAUUUGACAAUGAUUUACCUGGAAAAUUAGCGUUCAAGCGCCAAUCGCGGAUAAAACAAUCGGCUCUUGUAAGUAGUGCUUGCAAUCGCACCGAAACCGAUACAAGACCUGGAGGAAGACCGAAUUACGUUCAUCCGCUAAUCGAUAUGAGUCCCGGAGCCCAUGUUCCAAUCAGGGAGAAUGUUGGGAACCAGAGUUAUAACAAUCGAUUUCAUGGCGGUUCAUAUAACAAUUUGGGGAAAGUUCAAUUGGGGGGAGGUGAAACCUAUAGUAAUUGGGCUAAGACUCCGGCUAGUCGCGCCCAUCCAUUGAAUCCGAGGGAUGGGAAUUUACGAGUGGGAACGAAAAAUUAUACUCACUGCUUGUCGAUGCAGCCUAAAAGUGUGGCUCCGUGUGCCGGAACAAGCCCCAACAUGGGGAUUUCUAGACAACUUAAGAACUCUGGUAAAAUUUCUCCACAUCCUGGAUUUGAUGUGAAACAGGACUUGAGGAGCAAUGCACAGGCAUCUGUAAAAGGUUUGAAAGGGGAGAACAGCGUGCCAUGGACACCCAAUUAUGACUCAGCAAAGACUGCUGGUUUGGCAAUAGAUGUUUGUAAUACGAAAUCUUCUUCUAGUAGUAACAGAACAUUGUUUGAUGGGCGAAGUGGCAGCCAUGACCAUCGUGUAAAUGAUGCCAAACAUCAGAAAAUUUAUCCAAACGGCCACAACAACAAGACGCAGAUGGAGAACCAUAAAGCUCCUGCAAUGAAUGAGAAUGUUUCGAUUGCGAAAUGUAAUUAUGGGCUCCAGCCAGUUUCUGACAUGUCAAACCAGGGACUAUCUAUAAAAUCAAACGAUCCUAACACAUGGGGGCAGGAGACCAGUUGUCUGGAGCAAUCAUCUCAAGUAACCGUGAGAAUAUUGGAUCCUAGUUUAAAGUUAAACGAAGACAAAACCUUGUUUAAUGUGCAGACUGGUCAUAUGGAAUUUAGAAAACCUGUCAGCCCCGGAGAUUCUCAAAAUAAAAAUUUAAAUCCUAAUGAAUUUUGUUUACCUUAUUAUGACAAAUGUGUGGAUGUAGGUCAACAAAGUUUUGAGUCUUAUGUUUCUGUUCUGCCUCCAUUACCAUGCUUGAAAGCAAUGGAGAAUCAAGGAGAUUUAUUGAAUGAGGCCAAGAGUCAUGGUCGUGAAGUUCCAUGUUUAAGUGGAAACUUUCACAAGUUUGAUAAAUAUGGGGAGCCUAGCCACUGCGAGCUACAGAUGGAGCAUUUCUCAGUAAACCCACAAACGAACGGAGUUAUUCAUUGUUGGGGCAACAAAGCAGGAUUCGUCAGCAAUAGUAAGCUUCCAGACGAGGAAGCAUCUGCUGGCUCCUGUAACAAUUCGAAGAUUGAACCACCUCCUGAAUUCUCAUCUUGUGCUUCUGCAGUUCUUUCUGAACCCUUGCAAAAACUUCAACCAAAUUGUAGACUUCUCAUGGAUGAAGAAAAAGCAUGUGACCCACAAGGUGACAGAUUGAGUGCAUAUACCUCAAUGAGAUUGAUGCAGAAUGUAGAACUACAAAAAAUUAAAUUGGAGACUACACAAGAUCCCAAGUCUACUCUAUACUUUGUUAAAAAGGCGGAGGCUAGAGAAAGCAAGAAAUGUUCUAAGGUCAUUGCUGGGAUUUCUUCAGAUCUCAUAGCAUUUUGCACCCAUCUAGUUACUCGAGAGCUACAGACUAUAUAUAGUUCUGACCUGGAAUACAUAAAAGAAAUUGGCUCUGGUACAUAUGGAGCUGUUUUCUAUGGAAAAUGGAAGGGUUCUGAUGUUGCCAUCAAGAAGAUUAAGCACAGUUGCCUCAAUGAUAGUUUGUUGGAGGAGCAGCGAUUGAUUGCAGAUUUUUGGAAGGAAGCGUACAUUCUAGGUCAGCUUCACCACCCAAAUAUAGUGGCACUUUAUGGAAUUGUUUCAGACGGUCCUGCAACAAAUUUGGCUACAGUUACCGAGUAUAUGGUGAAUGGCUCCCUAAAACAAGUUUUGCAGCGAAAAGAUAGAACUAUUGAUCGUCGGAAGAGGCUCAUCAUAGCAAUGGAUGCAGCCUUUGGCAUGGAGUAUCUACAUGAGAAGAACAUUGUUCACUUUGAUUUAAAGUCUCAUAACUUACUUGUGAAUAUGAGGGAUCCUCAACGGCCAAUUUGUAAGAUUGGUGAUCUGGGCUUAUCAAAAAUUAAGCAGAGAACUCUAGUGUCUGGUAGUGUAAGAGGCACCAUUCCUUGGAUGGCUCCAGAGCUGUUGAAUAGUAGUAAUAACAACCACCUCGUAACAGAAAAGGUGGAUGUGUACUCAUUUGGAAUUGUCAUGUGGGAGCUCUUGACUGGAGAGGAACCUUAUUCAAACUUGCGUUCAGAGGAAAUUUUAGCCGACUUAAUCCAAGGAGACUUAAGACCCGAAAUUCCGAGCUGGUGCGAUCCUUCGUGGAGAUCACUAAUGCAGAAAUGCUGGUCCACUGAUCCAGAUUCCAGACCACCCUUCUCAGAGGUUGCAAAGGAGCUACGUUUAAUGUCAGAAGCCAUGAACAUCAAGUGACAUGCUCCUCCUCAUCUUGCGAAAGAAACGAGGUUAAGUUACCAGUUGCAGUUGAAGGCUUAUUCAGUUGUGAAUAUUGUAAGAGAGCACCAAAUAAACAGGGCAAUGCCAAGAAGUGGCACAGUUUUUUUCAGUCCACUUUCAGGUGCAUUCCCCAUCUUUGAUAUAGUAAAGGUAUAUAUAGAACAGUCGAAAACAGAAAUCUUCUUUCUGUAUGAACAGGAAGCUUUCGUAAUUUUUUUACUGAGGCUUGUAGGCUAGAGAAACCAUGGCUGUCCUUGAAAUUUUUCAUGUGGUCAAGAAUGGUCAUUCUGAAAUCGAAGUGUUUCUUGAAACUAUUUUAU
Molecule: messenger RNA, 3534 nt
Organism: Momordica charantia (bitter melon)
Lineage: Eukaryota; Viridiplantae; Streptophyta; Magnoliopsida; Cucurbitales; Cucurbitaceae
Biological process (GO): signal transduction; protein phosphorylation
Cellular component (GO): cytoplasm
Molecular function (GO): protein kinase activity; protein binding; ATP binding
Source: RefSeq, a predicted model, not a curated record